Molecule: messenger RNA, 2731 nt
Organism: Epinephelus moara (kelp grouper)
Lineage: Eukaryota; Metazoa; Chordata; Actinopteri; Perciformes; Serranidae
Gene: gmeb1
Product: glucocorticoid modulatory element binding protein 1
Exons: 10
Coding region: 300-2105 (601 amino acids)
Biological process (GO): positive regulation of transcription by RNA polymerase II
Cellular component (GO): nucleus
Molecular function (GO): RNA polymerase II cis-regulatory region sequence-specific DNA binding; DNA-binding transcription activator activity, RNA polymerase II-specific
Source: RefSeq, a predicted model, not a curated record
GAGGAACAUGUCGCCACUGGUGAGGGCGAGGGAUGUUCACGUGCCUCGUUAAAAAGGGCUUCUGCCAUGCUUGGCACAGGAGGGGUGGGGUUAACCACUCUUCUUGCGGAAUCGCCAUCAAGAGAUUUCGGAAGCAUAAUUUUUUAACCCAGGGGCUGCUAGUGAUCUCUCGUCCUGGCGCCCCAUCUCCUGCUGUGAAAGAAAACAUCAAAAUGGUCUAAAUGACUGCAGCAUAUGAACAAACUCCUGGAUAGCUGUUGUAUGAAAGCAGCCCCCCUCUGUAGUCUUCUCUGAGUGUGAUGGCGACCACCGACGAGGUCACGGUGUCCAUGGGGGAGGUGGUAAUGGUGAAAGCUGACGGUGAAGGAGACGCUGAUGACCCUAAUAAGACUCAGGUCAUCCUCCAGCUCCAGCCAAUAACCCCUGGAGAUGAAUCUGCUGAAACAGAUGCAGCUGUCAUGGCUGUUGAAGCACAUCCAGAACAAACAGACGGAGAUGACGUUGAAAUUGGCUGUCCCAUAACUUGCGGCGACUGUAAAGCUGUGUUGCUAGUGAAGAAAUUCGUGUGCCCAGGAAUCAAUGUAAAAUGUGUGAAGUACGAAGACCAGCUGAUCAGCCCGAAGCAGUUUGUGCACAUUUCUGGAAAAGCCACUCUGAAAGACUGGAAGAGAGCCAUCAGGAUGGGUGGAGUCAUGCUAAGAAAAAUGAUGGAUUCAGGUCAGCUCGACUUCUACCAGCACAGCACACUGUGCACCAACACAUGUCGCAGCACCAAGUUUGACCUCUUAAUCAACAACACACGGUUCCCUCCAGAUGGCUCUGGGCUUACCACACCCACAUCCUCUCAAGCUCAGGUGGCUCUGGGUAAUGGCGGAACGGCAGGUGAGGACAGAGCCGAGGUUCUGAGCGGGAAGAUGGACUGGAUUUCGAGCUCACUGGAGGCUGUGGACAAGAAGGAAUUGAAUGAGAUCUCAGAGGACACACUGAACUUCUGGAAGGGCAUCGCUGAUGUAGGUUUGCUGGGCGAAGUGGUGACCAACAUCAGCACAGAGCUGCUGGAGCUGCUGAACGGCGUGCAGCAGCGCAGGGAGCCAGCAGCCUUACAGGACACAGAUUCCUGUCUGGUAGAGGUGGCGGUGCUCAGUAACCUCGCCCAAGUGUUCGGCCUGCUCGACUCGGUCAAGAAGACGGUGGAGAGGAGGAGGCAGCAGACAGAUCCCAGCCAGGAGCAAAUCCUCAGCACACUCAACAACCUGGAGGUUCAGUUGGAAGAACACAGGAAGCAGCAGCAGGUUCGAGCUCUCUUUUCCUGCCCGCAGCCUGCCAAAAACAAAACUCCCACCAAGCGCCAGACCAAGCGGCCUCGUCUCCAGAGGCCCGCCUCCACCACCACCCUCCUGACCUCCCCCAUCAACCAGCAGGCCACCCUGCAGCCCCAGCAGUUCACUGUUCUUUCCCCCAUCUCGUUGUCCUCUGUGGGUCAGCCAUUCACGGUGGCAGGCCUGCCCAUCGCCUCCCUGGCCCAAUCCUCCAACACAGUUACCCUGCUGCCUGCAGGCUCGCAGGUCUUCACCCGCUACAUGGUGACUGGAGACGGAAAGGCAGACACCAUCACCUUGCACCCGUCCUCUGGCCUCACGCUGGUGGGCACCACCACCAUGCAAGACUCCAGCCAGUUGGGCACGGUGGUGAGCCCCGUAGAGCUGCUGCACCUGAGCCAGCAGGCUGGCGGCACAGAGGUGGUGCCCAUAGAAGGCCAGGUGGUGGACGGCACUAUGGUGGUGCAGCAGGAGGUAAUGCAGGGUGAGGUGGAGGCUGGCCAGGAGCACACGGUCAUCGAGAUCAACCCAGCUCCGAUGGAGCAGGCGGUGGGAGUGAUGGAGCUGCAGCUAACCGGGGAGUCGGGCAGAGAUGGUGCUACCAUGAUGGUCCAGAGCGGGAUGGAGGUGACUAUGGCUGCAGCGGAGGAGGAGACACAGUGCCAAAUGCAGGAGGCACAGACUGAAGGGGUUCAGGGGCUGCAGCUGGAUGCCAGCGGACAGUUGUCAGGUGUACAGAUAGUGGUUAUAGGAGAACAUACUCAGGAAGAAAACAAGGUCAAAUGAGACAAACCUCCUAUUUUAUCCAGCAGAGCAGGUAUGGACUCGUACGAUCACAGACUUGUGAAACUGUAAAUACACAGAAUUUCCAAAUCCACAAAUUGCCUUGGCCUAAGACCAAGCUCUAGGGAGUAGCCAUUUUUCCUUUUUUGGUGUGUGUACAUGCUCCUCUCAACUUGUUGAUUUUUUUAUUGAAACAAAGAGGCAUCACAACAAAGAAUAUACUGUGUGCUUCUGUUUGAUUUGUAUUUAAAGUGUGAUUCCAGUUCAUUACAAUUGUUGGGUCAGAUAUUUGUAGUUUUGGCCAUCAUUUCUGUUGGGAAUAAUAACGCUGUGCCCGUCGAGUUAAAUACUGAGAGGUGAGAAUGUGUCAGUAUCUGAGUCAGUCAGACAGACUUUUAACAAGUCUGCGGGUUAGCAAACCUAAGGGAAGUGAAAACAUCUGUUGUGUGAUCACAGUCUUCCUGUGCAAAGCUGAAUUAUUACCACCAUUUUGGGUGUGCUCACUUUACAGUUACACCUCUAAAUAAAAGGGGCAAAUCAGUUUCAGGCUUCCUAUCCAUACCCACACAUCUGAACCAGGAGGAAACAAUAUGAUUUGGCAAAAAGAGCUGAAUAAUAAAUAUUUAACU